AACUUCUAUAAAUAGAAGGCUAACAAACAAGACUAACAUCAACAGAACAAAUGGCGUCUCCUCAUACUCUCACAUUCCUCUUCUUAAUUUUCACAAACCUCUUACUCUUCGGAGCUUCUUCAUCUAUAGAUCAUGGCUACGACGAUUUUCUCGAAUGCUUAACCGAUCAAUUCCAACGCUCAAACUCAGCUACUGAUAUAAUCUAUACCCCUCAAAAUGCAACCUAUGCAUCUCUUUUACUAUCACAAAAUCUCCGGCCAGCUUCCAGCUUGUUGGAGAGACCCGACCUCAUCGUCACGCCCUUCCACGUGUCCGAAAUCCAGGCAGCAAUCUACUGCUCCCGGAUGCUCGGCCUGCAGAUCAGAGUGAAGAGCGGCGGCCAUGACUAUGAAGGCCUUUCCUACACCUCCGCAGCAACGCCUUUCGUCAUCGUGGACAUGAGAAACUUCCGAUCAGUAACCAUCGAUGACAAGGAGAAAACUGCAAGGGUGCAGGUGGGUGCAACUCUCGGCCAACUCUACUACACAAUCUCCCGAAAAAGCAGGACUCUUGCUUUCCCAGCCGGUGUUUGCCCGACGGUGGGCGUGGGCGGCCACUUCAGCGGCGGAGGAUACGGCAUGAUAUCACGCAAGCAUUCCAUCGCCUCCGAUCACAUCGUGGACGCCAUAUUGAUCAACGCUGACGGCAAAAUCCUGGACAGGAGAAGCAUGGGAGAAGAUCUGUUUUGGGCCAUCCGAGGAGGCGGAGGUACAAGCUUCGGGAUUGUUCUGGAAUUCAAGGUGACGUUAGUCACUGUUCCAGAAACAGUCACCGUCUUCAACGUGACGCGAACAUUGGAAGAAAACGCGACGGAGAUAGUCCACAAAUGGCAAUACAUCGCCGAUAAGGUCGAUGAGAAUCUCCUGCUGAGGCUAUUUUUGAAUCCCGCCAACUCCCCGACGACGGGAAACCGUACAAUCUCAGCCUCGUUCACGUCGCUGUACCAGGGACGGACUCGCGAUGUUCUGCCGAUAAUGGAAGAGCAUUUUCCGGAGCUGGGAUUAACCGAAGAAGAUUGCAUUGAGAUGAGCUGGGUAGAAUCCCUUCUCUUCUUCGCAAAUAUUGAAAAUCAAACCCUAGACGUGUUGGUGGAUCGGACGCCGCAGGGCGGCUUCGGCUCAUCUUACUUCAAAGGGAAAUCUGACUAUGUUAGCGCUCCAAUCCCGGUGGACGGCCUGAGAGAGAUAUGGAGGUUCCUUCUAGAAGAUGAAGGUUCUAGCUUGCAGUUCAGUCCGUAUGGAGGAGUCCUUAACACAUUCUCCGAAUCUGAAACACCGUUCCCUCAUCGGAGGGGAAAUAUAUUCAUGAUCCACUACGGCGUGGGAUGGAGCAACCUAAAUGAAUCGCAAGCACGUAUUGACUGGAUCAGAGGGCUCUAUAGCUUCAUGGCGCGCUACGUAACCCAAAAUCCGAGAGCUGCUUACUUCAAUUACAGAGAUCUUGAUAUUGGGAGGAACAAUCAAGGGAACACCAGUUACGAUCAGGCUAGUGUUUGGGGCCUCAGCUAUUUUAAGAACAAUUUCAGAAGAUUGGUUCGUGUGAAGACCAAAGUUGAUCCGUCAAACUUUUUCAGAAACGAGCAAAGUAUUCCAGCGUUGGCGUCGUAGAAAGGACGAGUUGUUCAUUGAUUUAGUAAUUAAUAAGGAAUUAAUAAAAAUGACGAAUAAAAAUGAUGUGUGAUGAAUUUGAUUUGCUUAUUUAUAUAUAUUGGCACAUGCCAUGCAACUGUAGUACUUUAUGGAUUCGUUUGUUAGCCAUAAUAAGAGUGAGAUAUAUAUCUAUAGCACUCUAAUGCAUUGUUUGCUUUAAACAUCAAAGCCAUUUUUAAAUUA
Messenger RNA from Salvia miltiorrhiza (redroot sage), 1871 nucleotides. RefSeq names its product berberine bridge enzyme-like 18. Bases 51 to 1646 code for a protein of 531 amino acids. Gene Ontology annotation, molecular function: FAD binding; oxidoreductase activity. The record is from RefSeq and is a predicted model, not a curated record. NCBI's taxonomy places the organism in Eukaryota, Viridiplantae, Streptophyta, Magnoliopsida, Lamiales, Lamiaceae. The transcript has a single exon.